Oncorhynchus tshawytscha (Chinook salmon) is the source of this 5370-nucleotide messenger RNA. RefSeq names its product ephrin type-A receptor 7-like. Gene Ontology annotation, cellular component: plasma membrane; neuron projection. Lineage: Eukaryota; Metazoa; Chordata; Actinopteri; Salmoniformes; Salmonidae. Gene Ontology annotation, biological process: axon guidance; protein phosphorylation; cell surface receptor protein tyrosine kinase signaling pathway. The coding region runs from base 70 to 3114 and encodes 1014 amino acids. The record is from RefSeq and is a predicted model, not a curated record. The transcript is spliced from 17 exons. Gene Ontology annotation, molecular function: protein binding; transmembrane-ephrin receptor activity; ATP binding.
CCAUCGAAGUGGUGUGUUGCGAGCGGGAGAGAGAGAUGACCAGAGCUCCGCGACGCUGGACAGUCAAACAUGGAGCUUUUUAAAACGCUAAUUUCGGUGCUUUGGAUGUUAUUGCUGAAUGGAAACAAGGGCUGUCACGCUGAGGAAGUGGUCCUGCUGAACUCUAAAGAAACUCAGGCAGAGCUCGGCUGGACGUCGUACCCCUCCAAUGGAUGGGAGGAGAUCAGUGGCGUGGAUGAGAAGUACAAGCCCAUCAGGACCUACCAGGUGUGUAACGUGAUGGAGCCGGCGCUGCAGAACAACUGGCUGCAGACGAGCUGGGUGGCGCGGCGCGGCGGCCAGCGCAUCUUCGUGGAGCUGCAGUUCACGCUGCGCGACUGCAACAGCAUCCCGGGCGUGGCGGGCACCUGCAAGGAGACCUUCAACCUGCUCUACGUGGAGUCGGACAAAGACCUGGGCCGGGUGACCCGCGAGGAGCGCUACACCAAGAUCGACACCAUCGCCGCCGACGAGAGCUUCACGCAGGGCGACCUGGGCGAGAGGAAGAUGAAGCUCAACACGGAGGUGCGGGAGAUCGGACACCUGAACCGGAAAGGGUUCCACCUGGCGUUCCAGGACGUGGGGGCGUGCGUGGCCCUGGUGGCGGUGCGGGUGUACUACAAGCGCUGCCUGGCCACGGUGCAGAACCUGGCUGUGUUUUCCGAUACAGUUGCCGAGGCGGCAUUCGCCACCCUGGUGGAAGUCAGGGGAGCCUGCGUCAACAAUUCCGAGGUGGACACGGACAGCCCUCCCAGGAUGCACUGCAGCGCCGAAGGGGAGUGGCUGGUGCCCAUCGGGAAGUGCAGCUGUUCAGCGGGUUACGAGGAGGGCCACAGCAGCUGUGAAGCGUGUCCCCCUGGCUCGUACAAGAUGUCUUCCAGACAGCAGGAGUGUUUUGCGUGCCCGGCCAACAGUGUGGCGGAGGAGGAAGGCUCGGUGGUGUGUGUGUGUGAAGAGGACCACUUCAGGACCCCUCUGGACAACCCCUCGGCCCCCUGCACCCGCCCCCCCUCUCCUCCCAAAGACUUGGUCUACACCCUCAAGCAGUCCACCCUGAUCCUGGAGUGGGGCGCGCCAACGGACACGGGCGGCAGGGGGGACCUGACCUACAGCGUGGGCUGCCGCCGGUGCGUGGGGCUGCAGUGUGAGCCGUGCGGGGCCAGCGUGGGCUUCAUGCCCCAGCAGAGCGGGGUGACCGAGCGCACGGUGACCGUGGUUAACCUCAUGGCCGACUCUAACUAUACGUUGACGGUCGAGGCCCUCAACGGAGUGUCGGAGCUCUUGCCCAACAAGAGGUUCUACACACAGGUCAACGUGUCAACUAGCGUGCCAGCGCCCUCUCUGGUGAGUGAGUUUCGUGCGGAGAAGAUUGAGCAGCGCAGCCUCACCCUGGUGUGGAGGGAACCUAGCUACCCCAACAGCAGCCGCACCGAGUACGAGAUCAAGUACUACGAAAAGGAACAGAAGGACAAGAGCUACUCAACGGUCAAGACGGCCGCCACCCGCAUCAGCGUCAACAACCUCAAGGCCGGCACCACCUACGUCUUCCUCAUCCGCCCCUUCUCCACCCCGGCCCCCUCCUCCUCCCUCCUCUCCGCCUCUUCCUCCUCCUCUUCCUCCUCCCCCUCUCCCAUCGACUACGGAGGCUACAGCGCUCCCCUGGAGCUGCAGACGCUUGGUGAAUUGGCGCUGGCGUCCAGUGAGCAGAACCCAGUAAUCAUCAUCGUGGUGGUGUCUGUGGCCGCCCUCAUCAUGCUGCUCUCUAUGGGAGUGGGCCUGCUCCUCUGGAGAAGACAAUGUGGAUACAGCAAGGCCAGUCAAGAGGGAGACGAAGAGCUCUACUUCCAAUUUAAGAUCCCGACCCGGAGGACCUACAUAGACCCAGAGACGUGUGAGGAUCUGGUGCAGGCUGUCCUCACCUUUGCCAAAGAGCUCGACAACUCCAGCAUCAAGAUAGAGAGAAUUGUCCACACAGGUGACUUUGGGGAGGUGUGUCGUGGCUGUCUCAAGCUGCCCAGUAAGCGGGAGCUUCCGGUGGCCAUCAAGACACUGAGGGCCGGCUGCUCAGAGAAACAGAGGCGCUCCUUCCUCAGCGAGGCCGGGAUACUGGGACAGUUUGACCACUCCAACAUCGUCCGUCUGGAGGGGGUCAUCACCAGCGGUAACACCAUGAUGAUUGUGUUGGAGAGCAUGUCCAAUGGGCCCCUGGACUCCUUCCUCAGGAAGCACGAGGGCCAGCUCUCCGUGCUCCAGUUGAUGGACAUGCUGGGGGGCGUGGCCUCUGGGAUGAAGUACCUGACAGAGAUGGGCUUCGUCCACCGCCGCCUGGCCGCCCACAAGGUACUGGUCAACGCCAGCCUGGGCUGCAAGGUGUCCGGCUUCAGACCCCUCCAAGAGGACAAGAUGGAGGCCAUCUACAGCACAAUGCAUGCGGGGAAGAGUGUGGUGUUGUGGACAGCCCCAGAGGCCAUCCAGUACCACCGUUACAGCUCAGCGUCUGAUGUCUGGAGCUUUGGCAUCGUCAUGUGGGAGGUCAUGUCCUACGGAGAGAGACCCUACUGGGACAUGGGCAACCAGGACGUGAUCAAAGCGAUAGAGGAUGGCUUCCGCCUGCCCGCCCCUAUGAACUGUCCACCCCACCUCCACCAGCUGAUGUUGGACUGUUGGCAGAAGGAGAGGACCGAGAGACCCACCUUCAGCCAGAUCCACUCGGCUCUCAGCAAGAGCAUCCGCAGCCCCAACGGCAUCGGCUCCUCCACACUGGCACGCAGAACCCUCCCUCAGCUAGGAACCCUCCCUCUGGGCUCCUCCAUCUCCCUGGCAGAGCGGACUCUUCCGUCGUUCCCCUCGUUUAACUCGGUAGGGGAGUGGUUGGAUGCGGUGGACAUGGGGCGCUACAAGGACAACUUCACCGCGGCAGGAUACUGCUACCUGGAGUCUGUGGCCCGUAUGACAGUCCAAGAUGUAUUGAGUCUAGGCAUCACCUCUCUGGAGCACCAGAAACAGAUCCUGUCUGCCAUCCAGACCCUUAGAGCCCAGGUCAUCCAGAUGCACGGCAGAGGGGUGCAGGUCUGACACACAUACACACACGUGCAAAUGGACGGACGGACGGAUAGAAGGAUUUUCACAGAGGAGAGACUCGUCUCUCAUCCAGAUGGACAACAUGAAGUGGAUAGAGAGAUCGGAUGAGAUAUCGCCACACUGCACCCACUCACUCUUCCUCCUCCUCCCUCUCUCUAAGUCCUUGGGAGCGAGGCAUCUUCCAGUCAUGUGAUCAACGUACUUUGUCGAAAGUCAUAUGACUUUUGUCUGCACGCUGACCCAAAUUGACUGGAUGUCCGCUCUGACAACAGGCCCUGGAUCAGUAGUUACAGAGACUUAAAACUACCCGGAUAGAGAAGUACUGUCCACCUAAAAUGUCUGGCACUGCUCUCAAAAUAUGGGGUAAUUACAUUCCUUGAUGGAGAAGAACUGUCCCCUGAAGCAGAGUGAUACUCUACUGAACCACUUGUCUCAGAACUGAGGUUAAAACCACCCUGGUUGAGAAGUACUGUCCAUUACAGGGCUGUCCCUCUACCACUGGUCUCAGAACAGUGGGAUAAGGCACUAAUGGUGAAAGUUCUGUCUGUCGAACAGGGCUAAAAUUAUAAAACUGGUCUCAGUUCAAUGGUUAAAACAUUACUGUUCCGGCCGCUGAAGUGCGAUCGAGUGACUGGUUCCCACAGUGUGGGCGGAGCCCAGGCCGUGUCAAGUCGUAGCCCGACCAAUCACGAGGCUGGGAAAAAGACUUACCUUGAAGGAAACUACUGAUUAAAAAACAAAAACUAGAAAACUGUAAAUCGAAACAAAGGAUUUCCAUGUGUUUGAUUGUUAAUUUCUAUUUAGUCUGUUACACAAUUUGUCUUUUUUAAAAGUUUUUCCGUUAACCGUCUCUGCUCUCCCGGUGUUUUCUCAGUGUGUGGAAUGGCUAAUGUCCCUUAGCCGGGAUGUCAGUGGUAUCAUGUAGCGUCUCGCUAAUAUAUUUCUCCUGUCUAAAAAGCAUUUUCACUACAUGGGUAUAUUGCACUGUUGAGAAUAAAGGUCAAGUCUCAAGCUGACGUAUCUGAAAUGUAUUCAUAUUUAUAUGCGUUUCCAGUUUACAGACUCUCACACAACCUGACAGGAAGAGGUUACGAGGGUCAUACUUGAUUUUUUUUAUUACUAAAUAAUUUGUGUCAUUUUGUGUUUAAGGAUGCUGCAAAGCACAUGUCCUUUGGUGUCAAGCAUAUCCCUUCCUAGCCGUUCUGUUUCGUUUGAUUACAGUGUGUAUCAUAACGUUUUCUUUAUUUUUUCUAGUUAGAGGGAUUCUGUUACUGAAUAAGGGUGUUCUGAACCAGAAGAAGAUAUUAUGAAGAGGACUUACACUAUAGUAUGUUGACUUUUUUCUUCUCCUAGACCGGGGUGUAGAAUCAUUUUGAUACAGUCAACAAAUCUACAGUAGUUGAUAUAGGACUUAUACAUUUUGAGUCCAGUGUCGCUGGAUGUAUGGUAUCGAUGUGUUGCAUUAUAUAUGCAGUAUUGCAGUAUUUCAGAAUGUCGUAGAGUGAUCAUGUAUGUUUUUUUCCCGGGCCAGCAAUUCAAGCCGUCAUGCAUAGGGCCCUGUGUUUUGGUUAAUCCUGUCACAUGACCUGGAUUUGAACCUUUUUGUUUAAAGCUUUUUCAUCAAACUGUUCCCCCUUUUCUUUUUAUGUCAGAUGGUCCAAGCGCCAUCCUCCGACAAUUGCUUACAUUUUUGGUCUAAUUCUCAUUUCUGGAAAAUGCUUAAAAUCAAGGUUUAAGUGGUUAACCAAAACACAGGGCCUUAGCUAUACAUCAUGGUUGUACACUUAACAUGUUCUAAAUGUUCCUACAAAUCCCACAACCCCCCACUGUGCAGUCACAAGCCACUCCCAUUUGUCAGUAUUGUGUAUUUUUCAAAACAGGUAACAUUUAAUCGUAGGUAACAUGUUAUGAGGCAUUUUUUUAUUUAUAUCAUACUCUUGUAGCUCGCUGCAGUGCAUUUGGAAAGUAUUCAGACCCCUUCACUUCUUCCAAACUUUGUUACGUUACAGCCUUAUUUUAAAAUACUUUUCCCCCCUCAUCAAUCUACACACAAUACCCCAAAAUAACAAAGCGAAAGCAGUUUUUCUGUGUGCAAAUUUAUAAAAAAUGAAAAAGAUACCAUAUUUACGUAAGUAUACAGAUCCUUUGCUAUCAGACAGAAAUUGAACUCAGGUACACCCUGUUUCCACUGAUCAUUCUUGAUGGUCCUACAACUUGAUUGGAGUCCGCCUGUGGUAAAUUCAAUUGAUU